Messenger RNA from Neohortaea acidophila, 1170 nucleotides. RefSeq names its product transcription initiation factor IIF, beta subunit-domain-containing protein. NCBI's taxonomy places the organism in Eukaryota, Fungi, Ascomycota, Dothideomycetes, Mycosphaerellales, Teratosphaeriaceae. The transcript has a single exon. The record is from RefSeq and is a predicted model, not a curated record. Gene Ontology annotation, biological process: transcription initiation at RNA polymerase II promoter; transcription by RNA polymerase II. Bases 1 to 1170 code for a protein of 389 amino acids. Gene Ontology annotation, cellular component: transcription factor TFIIF complex.
AUGGCAGACACACAAGCCAAACCGGAGAUCAAGGUGGAUCCAGCAUCCAGCACUCCCAAAGCCAUGACCGAUGUUGAGGAGUUCGAAGACGAUGUCGACCUCUACAUUCCUCCACCUCCGCAACCACAAGGCGACGGCCCGCAAGCCUGGCUGGUGAAGGUGCCCAAAUACAUCUGGAACGCAUGGGCGGAGAUCUAUCGCAACGCGCCUGACGACGGGGGGAAUGUAGAGAUCGGUAAGAUGGUGGUCUACGAGCCCAAGCCAGGCGAAGAAGCGCCAAAGACUCAAAUCCGCCUGACGCCUGGCGUGUACCAGCACGUGGACCUGCCCAAGACGUACAAUCUCGACAUCAAAACGACUGGCUAUAGCAACACCAUCGUCUUCUCCGAGAAGGACCUCCCGGGCCACCGCUCGGGCCGUCCCCAGCCCUACUCCUCGCGCCACUCCAAAGCUCAGCAAUUUCAAAAGUCACGCGGCAUUCCCUCCAAAGCCGAUCGAUAUGGGAAGCCUGUCAAACCAGGCACAUACCGCACAGCAAUCCCCAAACAAACCGCCCUUGCGCCCCUCAUUUACCACGUUGCUGAUGCCGCCCCGGAAGAGGAUGCAAGUUACUUUGCCUACUUCAAGAAGCAGUACGAGGAGCAGCUCAAGCCCAAGAAGACGACGACAUUCUUCGCGGGCAUCGACCGUUCACUGCACCCCGCCGCCUCCCACCUCAACGCCUUCCCGUCUUUCGGACUGUCUUCGCGACCCGGGGCAAGGGGCAAGAAAGCUGCACCAAAGGAGAAGGCGGUACGCAUGUCACAAGAGGCGCUGCUGGACAGGAUAUACCAAUGUUUCCGACGAUACAAGUACUGGUCGCUUAAGGCGUUGCGGAUCGAAUUGCGUCAGCCGGAAGUCUACAUCAAGCAGACGCUGGAGGGGGUUGCCGUUCUCAUGCGAUCGGGAGACUUCGCGAUGAACUACGUGCUGAAGCCGGAAUAUCAGGCAAUGAUCAACCCGCAAGGCGAAGAUGGAGAGGGAAAGGCGGAACCAAAGGAGGAGACUGCAAUGGUGAAAAGCGAGGCGGAAGAGAGCGAGAUGGAGAUGGACGGUGGGGUGGAACUGGGUAGUGAGGAUGACGAUGACGACGAUUUGGGAGAGGAGUUUGAGGACGUUAAGAUGCAGUGA